AUGUUCUCCCAUGAAGAAAAGUGUGAUAUGUUAGAAUGCUACUUACAAGAGAAUAAAUACUACAGUGAAUUAUAUCCCGCUCGCAUUCAACCGUAUGAACGAUAUUUUCUGAGACUUUAUCGAAGAUUUAGGGGCAACGAAAAUGUUUUUGCUAAAACAAGGGCAAAAAAAGAAUUCAUAAUAAGCGAGGCCACGGAAAUUGCAGUUAUUGGAUAUUUUGAAGCUUAUCGUGAGAAUUCAAUAGCAGAUAUUCUCAAGGACUCUAAUUUCAGUUAUGGUACUGUUCAAAGGAUUUUAAAAAAAUACAAAUUUAUUCCGUAUAAGUACCGACCAGUUCAAACGCUUUUGGCAGGGGAUCCAGAGAGAAGACUUGUUUUUUGCCAUUGGUAUCUUAGCUUCUGUCGCCAAAAUGUAAAUAACUUUCGUUACCUUUUAUGGACAGAUGAAUCAAAUUUUUCAAAUUCUGGAAUGUUUAAUAGAAAAAACCACCAUUAUUGGUCAAGAGAAAAUCUUUUGUUAGUACAUCCAAGAGGCCCACAAGUCCGUUUCAGUUUCAACGUUUGGUGCGGUAUAAUUGGUUCAAAAAUUGUUGGCCCGUUCUUUUAUGAGGGAACCCUAACUGGUGAAAGAUAUGUGGAAUUUAUGUCAGAAAUUCUGACUAAUUUCUUAGACGAAUUGGAUCUUAUAAGUAGACAUCAUCUGCAUUUUCAGCAAGAUGGCGCACCUGCCCACAACUCCAGAGGUACUUAUCAUUUUCUAAGUACUACUUUUAAUGAUCAGUGGAUAGGAACAAAUGGCCCAAUACCGUGGCCUCCCAGAUCACCAGAUCUAAACCCACUUGAUUACUUCUUGUGGGGUUACUUAAAGAACCAAAUUUACAAGCGAAGGUACGAUAACCUUGACGCUUUAAAGACUGCAGUUAGGGAAAAGAUAACCCAGAUAGAUGGUAGGACCAUACUUAAGACAGUUCGAGCAGUUGAAAAACCUGCCCAAAAAUGUAUUGAAGAACAAGGUGGUAGUGACAAGCCGAUCUCUGCCGACGAAGGGCUGUCAGAUCAGUGGAUCGAUGACUCUUCUCUAACGGACAGUCUCGGGACCCUCUCCUCCAUGAUGCCGUCGCGCAAUGUGCCUACCAGACAGACCCGCCUGACUGUGGCCUCCGAUCCUAGCCAAGCUAAGCCGAGGGAGGCUUUUCUCAGAUCUACUAACCUUAGGCACGACAGACAGUAUGGUUUCCGGCACCAGCGAUCAACAGGGGACCUCCUAGCUUACUCUUAUGGUGAGGCUCGUGUCGUUGCUCUUGAUAUCACGAAAGCGUUGGAUCAGCUGAUAUCCGUUGUGAUUGACUGGUUCUCCUCUUCAUUCCACAACGUCAACGCGGAUGAUAGCACUCUACAAGCAGUAAUUCAGAGGGACAAGCCCAUCUCUGCCGCUGAACUGGCCCAGAUAAGGCCUAGCCUGGAGUAUUGCCCACACGUUUGGGGUGCUGCCGCCCGACUACAUUAUUUAUGCUUCAUGGCUACCCGCCUGACAUUGGCCUCCCAUCCUAACCGUGUCGAACUUCGUACAUCCAGAACUGGCCGAUACAACCGUUCCUUUGUCCCGAGGAAGUUUUUCCAGUUCUAUUAA
This is a messenger RNA of Acanthoscelides obtectus, 1629 nucleotides long. The record is from the annotation of a GenBank genome assembly. Lineage: Eukaryota; Metazoa; Arthropoda; Insecta; Coleoptera; Chrysomelidae.